GUGCUGCUAAGUGUGCUGCACCUGUGUGCCUCACCUGCAAUCAGACCUUCUCUAACAGGGAUGCACUCACCCUGCAUAUGAGGUUGCACCUCCUGCCACCCACCACCACCAACACCACCACUACAACAUUUCCUCAUCCACAACGAUGCGGUUAAUACUUGGGGAGUUGGGUGAGGCGGGUGGCGGGGCGCCACUUGCUGACGGGGGCGCCGCAUACUCUCGGAGGGGACCUCCUACAUCAACCAGUGGUGGGGAAAAUGUGACUCCAGCAGUGGCUCCUGACCUAGACAUCUUGGAGUAUUGCCUGAAUGAUGCCGUGGGAGACCAGCUCCCUGGUGAGCCAAGAUCGCCGCGCCUUAAUACUUCCCGUGGACCUGGGAGCAGUACUGGGGGUGAUCAGCCUGUGGUGACAGGAUCUUUACUGUACCAAUGUCGGCCCUAUGCAUGUAGAUUUUGUUCUAAACGGUUUAAGAGGAAGGAUCAUCUAGUUGAACAUGAACGUACACACACUGGUGAGCGACCAUAUGUUUGCUCUGUCUGUGGAAAAAGUUUUGCUAAGAAGACCAAUCUGAACACACACACUCGCAGUCAUCAUCAACAGCAACAGCAGUACUGCCACCACCUUCAUGCCUCCUAGACUGCUUUUCAAAAUCUCUAGCAACAUUUUUCAGUGCUUAAAUUUUGCACAGUAUAAGUUUGGUAAUGUGUUAAUUUUAUUCAUUUCCAUUGCCUUAUUUAUCAUAUGUAUAUCUGUAAGACUGUUGAUAUAAUGUUAUUCUUGCUUAUUUUUUGUGGUUGAAAUCAGACAUUUCUCCUUCAUAUUUUGUACUUAAUUUAAUGAAUUCAGUAGUGUAAUAAAAGUGUUGAAUAUA
This is a messenger RNA of Procambarus clarkii (red swamp crayfish), 872 nucleotides long. Lineage: Eukaryota; Metazoa; Arthropoda; Malacostraca; Decapoda; Cambaridae. The record is from RefSeq and is a predicted model, not a curated record.